AGAAGGUCAAAUGACUCCGCAUGUCUGCCUGUGUGUACAUUCGCUUCACGGCUGAUGAACAAACACUUCCACUACUAAUCGUGCGUCCUGGUGCGUUUUGCGUUCGUCACCGUCGGCUCAUCGCAUGAUGUCCCUGUGAAAGUCUGAAAAGUCAACAUCAAACCUCGACCUCCCGAAGCCUCUGAGGAGAAAGAAGACGCUGCCAAGAUGUUCAGCACCAAAAGACUGAAGAAGAAGUCUCAGUCGGUGGAUAUUGCCAGUCAAGGUUUCUCCCCGACUUUGGUGCCCGCCUCACCGCUCAACAAGGCUUCGCCACCUGUUGCCAAGACAACCGCAGCCCUCGCGGUGCAGGAAAACAACACGACCAACUCCCAGCGCCGCAGCCCCCGAUGUGGAGAGCUGAAAAGAGGUUACACCAUAGAUACCGGCCAGAAGAAGACUCCAGAGAAGAAGGAUGGGAGGCGCAUGUCGUUCCAGAGACCCAAAGGGACCAUCGAAUAUUCUGUGGAAUCGCGGGACACGUUGAACAGCAUUGCGCUCAAGUUUGACACCACACCCAACGAGCUGGUUCAGCUGAACAAGCUUUUCUCCAGGGCGGUGGUGCCUGGACAGGUUCUUUACGUUCCUGAUCCUGAGUACGUCUCCAGCGUCGGAAGCUCCCCCUCCCUCAGUCCCAUCAGCCCUCUGUCUCCCACCUCCUCGGAAGCAGAUUUAGAGAAGGUGACGGAUUCCGAUGGCCCCCCCAGACCAGAAACCGUUCACCCCCCUGUGUUCUCGGCCCUGCGCCAGUCCAGAGUGGUGUCAUCCACCUCCGAGGAGGAAGAGGCCCUCACCGAGAAGUUCCUCAAAAUCAACUGCAAGUACAUCACUGACGGCAAGGGUGCAGUGAGCGGGGUGUUGCUGGUGACGCCCAACAACAUCAUGUUUGAUCCUCAUCGGAUGGACCCACUGGUGCAGGCCCACGGCUGUGAGGAGUACGGCAUCAUGUGUCCUCUGGAGGAGGUCCAGUCUGCCGCCAUCUAUAAGGAGAUUACCGACCCCAAGAUCAGAGAGACGGUGCCUGAUGACCUGGAGCCUCUCCCAGCUGAGAGGCAUCCCUCCCAGCAGAAGGACCCGGAGCAUCGCCUGAGGGACCCCGGGGCCAAUGACAGCGGCAGCACGGCCCCACGCAGCACAGAGGGCUCCAUCUCCGAAGACGUCUUCACCGAGUCGGAGCUGUCCCCCAUCCGCGAGGAGGAGCAAGCGUCUAAUGAGGACCUCCGCCUGGAUAAGUCCUCCUGCGCUUCCACGGAGUCUGUGCAAACCGUGACCCAGGUGGAGCCCGCCAGGGACUCCAGCGCCCCUGGCUCAGACCCCACCGCUGUGAAAACGUCCACCACAGCAGAGGACAAUCCACCAGACACUGCCACAGAAAAUGACAGCCAGUCAGCCAUGGGAUCCAAGCAGCACAGUGUAGAAAAGCCACCAAGCACACCCACUACCACCAGCAGUACCACUAGCCAGGCCCAGGGUCUCAACAGCAGCAGCUCUCGCCCGGGGUCCCAAAGCUCGGCGGGCCCCGGAGCCGCAGACCCCGCCUCUGCCAGUCCACAAGGGGACGCCAAUGAGGGGACCGAUGUCUCCAAAACAGACACUAUGCAACAAGGCAAAGAGAACGUAGAGCAGACACAAAAGGACGGCUCACAGAGCUCUGCAGAGGGUACAGGGUCGGCAGAGAGACGGAAGCACCGCUCUCACAAGUUCCUCUGCCUGCGGGUGGGGAAGCCCAUGAAGAAGACGUUUGUUUCCAAUGCCAGCGCCUCCAUGCAGCAGUACGCACAGCAGGGCAAGAAGCACGAGUACUGGUUCGCCGUGCCGCAGGAGAGGUCGGACCACCUGUACGUGUUCUUCAUGCAGUGGAGCCCGGACAUGUACGGUGAGGGGAUCCGGGGAAUGGGACAAGAGCCCGGGUUUAUGGUUGUCAAGAAGAACGAGGCGUCAGAAACACCUGAUGAUGAGCCCAUCACCGAUCUGAACGUGAAGGAGUGGGAGGUAGUGUCUCUGACGGAGUACCACCGUCGGAUGGAUGCGCUAAACAGUGAAGAUAUGCGCUCCCUCUGCAAACGACUCCAGAUCACCACCAAGGAAGAGGUUAACUCCAAGCAUGGCACAUCCAUCAAGACAGAGAUGGAGCCAGAGACAUUCAAGCCCAACCUCAGAGAGCCCAGCGAUCUCCUGGAGGCUGAUCAGAUAGAGAAGCUCGCCAGGAAUCUCCCUCCUCGGACCAUUGGGUACCCAUGGACACUGGCCUUUGGCACAUCAAAGCACGGCAUGAGCAUUAAGACUCUGUACAGAGCCAUGCAGGGCCAGGACACCCCGGUACUCAUGGUGAUUAAGGACAGCGACGGCCAAGUGUUUGGUGCCUUGGCGUCUGAGCCCUUUAAAGUCAGCGAUGGCUUUUAUGGAACAGGAGAAACCUUCCUCUUCACCUUCAAUCCAGAGUUUGAGGUGUACAAAUGGACAGGAGACAACAUGUUCUUCAUCAAAGGGGAUAUGGACUCCUUAGCUUUUGGUGGAGGAAGCGGAGAGUUUGGCCUGUGGCUGGACGGAGACCUUUACCACGGCAGGAGUCACUCCUGUAAAACAUUUGGGAACCCAAUGCUCUCGAAGAAGGAGGAUUUCUAUGUGCAGGACAUAGAGAUCUGGGCUUUUGAAUAACAAAACACUGCACCACAGGGAAAAAAACAAGUCCUGCAAAGGGCAAAACAAGGAGGAGUCCUCCUUAAGAACAAUGGCAACGUCCCAAACCUAACUGCACAUCACCAGGGCUCCCCAGGCCGGAAGCCAGCUAUCGGAUGCUUGUUGUGCGUUACUACUGCAGUUAUUCCGGAGCUUUUUUUCUUUGUGAAAAAUUACCUUUGUGUGUAUCUUGUUACAGCCUUGUGCAGCGUCUUUGCAGGGUAGGGGGAGUGUGUGAGAUGAGGGAUGAUGAGAGGGAAACGGGGAACAGAAGGCGAUCGGACCAUCAGGCCUUGAACAGGAAGAGCCCAUCGGAGCCGUUCUCACUCGAGACGCAGUGAAGAUGAUGGCGGCUGAGCUUUGGGACUGCUACGAGAAGAGAGAACUGUCCUACUGGUCCAGAUCGUGUAUCUGAACUUUACAGAACCUCAAGGAGUCCCCAGCGUCCUCUCAGACCCCCUAGACCUGUGUUAUUCGGUAGGAUGUUACUCACUGUGCUGUCAGCCUUGAUGGAGAGAGACCCACUUAAGAGGCAGAGGAAGGCGACAAAAAGCUGAACACAUUCCAUUCCUCUCUGUGAUGGUGGAGUGUCAGAUAACAGGGUUUUGGUUCUGAUUUGUGGUAACACACCAAUAUCCAAAACACAUCAGCAGCAGGAUACGAUGACACUUAACUCAGAGGGUGUUUGCUCUGGGCCGAGUUAGUCUUUUUACAGUACCGUUUUGGGUUGUCUUCUGAGGCUAAACUAUAGAGUAUUGUGUAUUGUAGUCCUCCUGUUGUUCACUGUCAUAGCACACCAUCUGAAAGCACAUAGCUAUAAUCAGAUCACCCAUCGUCGUAAUGUUCUGUUCAGUGGGUGUAUGUGUGAGUCCAGCUAACACCGGCUCCUCUCGCAGGACGCCGGCUGUACUGUUUGUAGACAGUAACGUGUUGCAAUAGAUUUGUGGAAUAUGCAAAUAACUGUCCUGUGACCUCAAAUACCGCAGGUUGAGGCGCUUCAGCCGCCGCCUGCCGCUCUUCAAGAGAGACACUUGUAAAGCUUUUACGUCUUGAUACACAAUUGCUUUUCUGGGUAUAAUUUGAAAAGCCUGAGACGUGGUUAACUGUUUUACAUGCAUAUAUGACAAUUAUAUAUCGGUAUAUAUGAUUAUAUACACAUGUAUAUAAUCGUAUAUAUUUUGCUGUUAAGUGUGACAGUGAUCUAUUUGUGCUGAAAUUUCAGCUGUUACAAUAUAAUGUAUAUUACCCUGUAAAUUAAUGUUAUAAUAGUAGAUUUGUUCCUAUAUAUAUAUAUAUAAAUACAUAAUUCUAUAUAAAUAUAUAUAUAUAUAUAUAUAAAAUAAAGUGUGGAUUGGUGGGUUGCUUCUAGCACUUUAAUCUGGUGUAAAAGCGUCGAGGCCAGGUUCUUAGAUUCUCUUAGCAGUAGCUGUACAGUACUUUUUUGUUAGACCAUUAAGAUGUUAACUGUUAGUAGAAAGCUUGCUGCUACCAAUAUCAAUAAGGGUAUGCCCUAAUGCUCUGUGCGUCUGGAAAGGAGGAUUAUUCUGAGGUGGGAAGGGGGGGUCGAAUGUGGCUAAAGGCAGCAGUAGGGCUCGGUUUCUCUCCUCGUGUGGCUGUCAGGUGAGUCUCGGACAGGUAGGUAUCCAGGCAGAAUGACCUCUGACAGGCAGAUGGUGGCGGAUGAACACAAGAGUCUCAAGUAACCCUCCCCCAGGGAGCUUUCCUCCCCCCUUUCUGGUCUUCCACACCAGUAUUUGUGUCCUUGUGGAGAGUCACAAAGAAUAAUAUGGAUAAUUCUUCCAAUUAUUUCACCAGAAUACAAUGUAUCAGUGAUGUAUAAAAACCAAUAAAGCUGAAUUAAUUGUUGUAACAUGG
Messenger RNA from Sphaeramia orbicularis (orbiculate cardinalfish), 4593 nucleotides. RefSeq names its product oxidation resistance 1a (gene oxr1a). The record is from RefSeq and is a predicted model, not a curated record. Gene Ontology annotation, cellular component: nucleus. Gene Ontology annotation, biological process: response to oxidative stress. NCBI's taxonomy places the organism in Eukaryota, Metazoa, Chordata, Actinopteri, Kurtiformes, Apogonidae.